This is a messenger RNA of Dovyalis caffra, 501 nucleotides long. The record is from the annotation of a GenBank genome assembly. NCBI's taxonomy places the organism in Eukaryota, Viridiplantae, Streptophyta, Magnoliopsida, Malpighiales, Salicaceae.
AUGACUUCAAAGCAUGUAAUAGCUGCAGCACGCACAAGUUCUAUUAAGACCAGGUUUGCCCGUAGAUUUCUCAGAUCCCUUCUGAAAAUGAAAAGGAGUAAUAGGCUUGGUACUGGUUCCCAAUCAAAUGAAGAAAUCAAGAAAAGGAGUACUCAUAUAAUAAAGACUGCUGCUUAUGCAUCGAUGGCUCGUGCAGUUGGGCCAAGAAGAACUUGGAGCCGAUCCCUUCUUUUCAAACUUAGAAACCCACGCAGAAUCCAGGGAGUUUCGAGCAAGAGAUGCUUGGUUACAAAGGAGAAUAAGAACAAGAGGAUAACGAGAAAUAAGAUGCAGAUAAUUUCAAGAGAGCCGCCAAGUCGUGCUGAUAGUCUUCGGAAGCUUGUUCCUGGAGGAGAUUCCAUGGAUAUUUGCAGCUUGUUGGAAGAAACUGCACAUUACAUCAAAUGCCUUGACACUCAGGUUAAGGUGAUGCAAAGUAUAGCCGAUUACUACUCUAAUUGA